This is a messenger RNA of Solenopsis invicta (red fire ant), 8080 nucleotides long. Its product is annotated as brain protein I3. The transcript has 3 exons. The coding region runs from base 172 to 528 and encodes 118 amino acids. NCBI's taxonomy places the organism in Eukaryota, Metazoa, Arthropoda, Insecta, Hymenoptera, Formicidae. The record is from RefSeq and is a predicted model, not a curated record.
AUUUCAUGUACGAGACCUUAUACUCAUACGAACGGACAUCUUAUUACACAAUAGCUGGAAAACACCCAUUAACCUAACGUUGUUGAACAGUGUGGUAUUUAUAGAUUAUGAAAAUCAUUGCGUUUCUGUUACGAGUAAAUGUAUAUUUAUUGACACAAUAGUGGAUUGAUCAUGGAAACUCAGCCGCUAAAAGCAUCUGAAAAACUUCCACCGCCGUAUUCCGUCGCAACGGCUCCACCAGUGAACACUUCAUGGCAACCGCCUCCUGGGUAUUAUCCUAAUAACAUCGAUCCUGCUGACUAUCAAGGAAACAAUAUUCCAUCGUAUGGUUCUACACUUUCCACCGCAAUUAUUGUCCCAGAAAUUAUCAUAGUCGGCGGGUGUCCAGCAUGCAGAGUAGGUGUAAUGGAAGACGAUUAUACAUGCCUUGGUUUACUUUGUGCGAUUUUCUUUUUUCCCCUUGGGAUUCUCUGUUGUCUGUUGUUAAGGACAAGACGCUGUUCGAAUUGCGGAGCCUAUUUUGAUUAAUUAAAAGUAAGAACACACUGUCUAUACACUUGUACAGAGAAUAAUAUUGUGUCAGAUAAAUUUUAAGUAACAUAGAAGUCUUUAAAGCUACUAAAAUCUGAUAAAGAUCUGGUCAUUUAAGGGAAUUCUAAAGUAAUGAUUGAAUUCUGAUGGCAACGUGUUAGCAUUUGAAAUGUCAGUAGUUCGACAACAUUUUUAUCAGCAUUUUUUAUAUUAUUAUUUUAGCUUAGAUAUGGAAACAUUUGACGCUAAAACUUGUUUUUCAUGCUAUUUGAUUGUACGUAUUGUUCAAUAUUAUUAUCACUAUCACCUGUAUACUAUUUCCUUAUAAAAAAAGGUCAUUAAAAUUUAGAGUAAUCAGUUGAAGAUUUUUUCUUAUGUACUGAGAAUUAAAAAUUUGUCAGAAAAGCUAGAGUUUUCAGUUAAAAAUAAAAGAAUGGUGAUCGUUGUCACCCUUGAAAAGAACAUAUGUAUUGUAUAUAUAUAACGUAUACGAGUACUAUAGGAUAGCCUUCCAACUCUCGCACGAUUUAUUACGCUAUGAGAUCCUUCUUGCCCGCUCGCGUUUACCCUUCCACAUAAUAGAAAUAUAAAAGUAUGCUUUUGCCGAUUCUUGCGCAUCUGUUCGUUUUGAGCAUGGCUUUCAAAAUCUGGGGCUUGUGCCCUGUCCGCGCGUCACGCACCAAAUAAUUCACAAGAAACGCGCGGUCGAGAAUUGCUGGCUGAUUCUCUAAUUUCUUUAAUAACUUUAUUUAAAAACUUUGAACACACUACAGCUUUGCGAAAACGGGGUACAAGAAAUAUUGACACACUUGAAAAACUUAAAUGAAAAAAUGUACAGAUACGUCGCAUCGGUGACUGAAUUGCGAAUAAUUGUGAUCGCAGAUCGCGAGAACACCGCAGAAAUCGGGAUCAAAAAGACAAUCGGAAACGCGAAUAUUCACCUGUCUAAACGCGCGACGCUUUAUGGGAAUAUGCGCGAACGGAGGCUUGUUACCAAGGGAAAACUCGCGAGGAAAACGGAGUAGGCGAUGAAAAUAGGGCAAUCGCAAAGAUGCAAUGAAAACGAAUCAAUCUCAAAGACGCGCAAUGGAAACCAAGCGACAACGAUGAUGCGCGUACCGAACAGCAUCGUAAUGGUGGUCAGUCAAUGAGAGUUGCAUCUGGACUGCGACAUCAUUACAUCACAUUAAGGCUUUUGAUAGAAAGAAGCCUGAGUGGUCAUGCAAGUUAAACCAGACGUACAUACAUCUUUGUCCAACAUUGACAAUAAUGUACUCGUAUCGACGUUGUAGAAAUGGCAUCUCAAAAUAUGGGUCCAUCUAAAUCGUUGGCAUGACCACAGGCUUCUCUCUGCUCCCAACUCCUCAAUUGAGAACUCCAUGUUGAUGGUAUAGCGAUAUAGUAUUGUGAAAAAAAUAUAGAACUAAUAGGCGAGAAACGUGACGUGAAAUGUUGACGAUAAAAUUUUGUCUUUUAUGUCAUUUUGUUAUUAUGUGUUUUAUUCUGAAAAUGUGACUUCCCAUACAACACCGAAAGAUUGCAGAAACAGUGCAUAAACCUUACAUUGAAACAUUGUAAUAUUGCAUAAACGUUGCGAAAUGUUUCUGCAAUGCUACUAUAGGCUUGCAACAAUGUUGAAAUGUUUGCUCUGCGAAAUUAUUACAAUGUAAGACUACAGUAAUGUUACAGUGCAAUGUAUUUGUUAAAUUGUAACGCGUUGCUUAUACAAAUAUGUAGAUUAUUUUAAAUUUAAUAGCAAACUUUAAAAAUAUAUAGAUAUCCAAGAAAAACAAGAGAAACUUGUAAUUAUAUAUUGGAUGGGGAAAAAAGUUUCUUUGUAAUCUCUCGGUAGAUGGCUUUAUGAUCCCAUAACUUUGGUAAUAUUAAUUGAAUUUGACAAUAUUUGCGUUUGAAACGUGAAAUCAUAAUGUUUAAAAAAAAAGUAGUUAUACUUGUUUAUUCAGUCAAAAAUUAUUGCAUCUUGAGAAUGAGUAAAAAUAAAGAAGAAAUUUGAUACAUUUUGAAAUUUUAUUUUAAGAAAGGGAAAAAUGCGAUUUAGGUUGUUAAAAAAAAUUUGUCAUGUUUAGGGACAUGAUGCAGUAUUAGUGUGUGUCGUACAAAGCUGGUUUAAGCGUUUUUAAUCUGGAAAUUUUGAUGUCAAAGUUGCAUUGUGUUCUCCUGAACCGAAUGCUUUUAUAAUAAUAAUAAUAAUAAUAAUAAUAAUAAAGUUAGUGUAAAAAUACUCAAUGAGAGUUAUAUUAAUACACUAAUUCUGAUUACUUAUAAUAAAUUUAAUAUAAAAUUAGAUAAAUAAUAUUUGCACAUAAUAUUUUAUUAAUUAUGUCGAUAUUGAUGUGUCAAAUAUCAAAAUUGUCAAAAUGUCAAUUAUUAUCAUUUAUUUAAUUUAUACGAUUAAAGUUUUUAUGUAAGAUCGGCCUAUAAAGACACUUUUUUUUAUUAUUACUGAAGAUUCGAUAUUAAUGUAAAUAGAAUAUGCACAUAACGAUUAUAUUAACCUGCGAAAAUAGGCAUUUUUUUGUUGAUAUAAUCAAAUUAAUUGUAAAUGAUUUUUAUAGACAAUUUUGCAUACUGAACGAAUUCGUUAUUCAAACUUGGCUAUCACGUUACAAUUUUGAGAAAAAUGACGUCAAAGAGGUGAAAAACGACGAUUUUGAGGGUUUUCAUCUUAAACUAUAUAAAUAUGGACUGCUAAUGGUUUGCAUUAACUACAGAACGACUGUCAGCUAACAUGUUCCAAUACCCAGUACCUAAAAACGCGCCAAGUUCAAAUGACGCUAUCCAACAUCAUUUUGUAACACGAGUAUAAAAUGUAUAUAACGCGUAUAUAAAAAGCAUAUUUUUCACUUUAACAGCUGUUUGUGUGUUUUCCUGUUUGAAUAGGCUUUAUUUUAUAUGCUUUUUACGACUAUUUAUUGAUUAUUAGGCGAAAAAAGGAUACUCAAGGUUCAUUUUACACAAGUACUACAUGGGCUGAAAAGUUCCGAGAUUUUUCAGUAGGUGGCGCCACUAGAAAAUGAACAUGAUUUAUUUUGAGAGGUUUAUUUGUCACUAAUUUAUGUAUGAAGUUUCAUGAUAUUUUGUUCAUUUGUUUACAAGCUACAGUCGUUUAAGUGUAAACUACCUUUGCUUUAAAAAAAACAUGGAAAAACAGGAAUAUCGCAUAUUGUUCAAACAUUGUUUUUUGAUGGGAAAAACUCCUGAACAAUCAAUGAAAUGGUUAAAGAAAUGUUAUCCCACAUUUGCUCCUUUGAGAACAACAGUUUAUCGAUAGUUUAGUAAAUUUAAAAUGAGUUGUACAAGCACCGAAGACGCAACUUGCUCUGGAAGACCAAAAGAAGCUAUGAAUCCGGAAAUUGUAAAGCAAGUGCAUCGAAUCGUUUUGAGUGAUUGUAAAGUGAAGUUGCGCGAGUUAGCUGAGGUCGUUGGCAUUUCAAAAGAACGGGUGGGAUACAUUUUGCACGAUGUUUUAGAUAUGAAAAAGCUAUCUACGCGAUGGGUGCCACGUUUGUUGACUGUCGACCAAAAAUAGCAACGCGUUGAUGAUUCAAUGGCCGGUUUGGCGUUGUUGCAGGGUAAUUGAGUGGACUUUUUUUGACGUUUUGUGACGAUGGAUGAAACGUGGAUUCAUUACCAUACGCCUGAGUCCAAUAGGCAGUCUGCAAAGUGGCACGAAAGCCGACCAAAGCGGCUAAAAGACCAACCCUUGGCUGAGAGGGUUUUGGCCUCCAUUUUUUGGGAUGCGCUUGGCAUAAUCUUUAUCGAUUACCCGCUGAAGGGAAGAACAGUUACGGGAGAGUAUUAUGCAGCGUUAUUGGACAAACUGAACGACGGAAUGAAGAAAAAACAGCCCUAUAUGACGAAGAAAAAAGUUCUGUACCAUCACGAUAACGCACCGUUACAGACGGCCUUGAAAGCGAUGGCCAAAUUGGACCAAUUACGAUUUGAAUUUGUUGCGCACCCGCCGUAUUCUCCAAACUUAGUCCCCAGCGACUAUUAUCUAUUCCCAAACGGUGGCUCCAGGAAAAGAUUCACAUCGAAUGAGAAAGUUAUUGCAGAAACUGAGGCGUAUUUUGAAGGCUUGGACGUUUCGUACUACAGAAAGGGCAUCGAAAUAUUGGAAAAUUGCUAUACCAAGUGUAUCGCACUCAAAGGCAACUGUGUUAAGGAAUAAAUAUAACUUUGCCCAAAAAGCGCUUGUUUUCAUUUAAAAUCUCAGGAUUUUUCAGCCUAUGUAGUAUUUUAAAGAGAUCUCAUUAUUCUGUUUUAUCCAAAUUCUCUUUAUUUACAAAUACCACGGUUGAAACUUCAGCUUAAUCAUGUUUUUCUGCCUGAAUACGCUACACUUUAUGGACUUUUUACGAUUAUUUACUGAUUGUCAGGGAAGAAAAGGAUAGUCGAGAUUUAUUUUUAUAAGUGUUUUAAAGUGAUAUUAUUUUGUUUUAUUCAAAUUUUCUUUACAACCAAUGCCACGGCUUAAACUUUUUUAUAUUUUUCUCUUAUGACAUUACAACUUCAAUAUAGCGCCGCGAGAGAUCAGAAGCUUUAAGCGACAAAUUGGACUCUUUGAACAUUAGUUUAAUAAUAUCAAGGACCCUGACCGAACCGAAACUGAAACCGAUCAUAACCGUUAUUUUAGUCAGACCUAAAUCGAAACCGAAAUCGAAAUAUUAUGCGGGCUAAUCGACCGUAACCGUAACUAAACCGAAAAUAUUUUUCUGAUUUUUUCGGUCAUAUUUUUUAAAAUGCUAUUAAAGAUUAUACUGAAAAUCAGGUAAAAAAGAAGAGAAAGUGCUGUGUAGAAUUAUUUCUUUCUACGAAAUAAGAAUGAAAGAAAAAGGUACACGGCAUCUAUAUUUCAUCUUGUUUUUUAAUAUUUUUAACGCUCCACAGAUAUGAAGUUAAUUUUAAAGAUUAAUUCUUCUUUCAAUUUGUGAACAUAAAAUGAAUUUAAAAGAAUAAGAUCUUUGUAAUGUUAAAACUAAAUUUUUAAAGCCAAAAUUACGUUUUAAUUUUUCUGGCUUUUUUAGAGCACCGAAAAAAUUUGAACUUUUAAGACCGUACAUAUUUACGUCUAAGUUCUUAAUAAAUAGUGAUAUUACAGGGUGUCUACGGAAGGUUACUUAUUUCUUUGUUUUUAUUAUGAUAAUUUGAUUAAGAGUUAUUUUAUAGAGAAAAACUACCAUUAAUACUAGAACAAGAAUGACUAUUAACGCUGCAAGUUGCUGAGAAUGUUGAAGUAAAACAAAAAAAAAAAAAAAGAUUUUGACAGAUUUGGAACCUCCAAUGAUUUUUAAACAUUUUUAUAUUAAACAAGUGUUGUUUAUAAUAAGCAGGAAUUUUUAUAAUAUGAUAUUUAAAUUUGUAUUAUUUUUAUACGUUAUUAUUUUUAUACCUUAUUAAAUUUUACAAUAGGUAAUUGUAUAUCUGUAACUGUAACCGUAACCGAAAAAGACCGAAAUCCAAACGAUAACCGUUAUCAGUAACAAGACCGAACCGAAACCGAAAAUUGGAUAUAAUCUUUGACCGUAACCGUAACCGGACCGAAAUUUUAUUUUGGGCAAGGUCCCUGAAUAAUAUUAUGAGGGUAAGCCAAAAAUUAUCCACAUUUGCUAGAACACGUUUUUAAGUUUGUCAGACUGCGUAUCAGGCAGGCAGGCUUUAAGUUAGCACUACUAGGGUCUCGAUCAAAGCUGAACCUGAUUGCGUUAGUUUAUUUACCGCUACGGGCAUGUAAAUUUGCCCGUUUCGCUAGAAGUUUGCAUCAAAGAAGAACAGAAAGCUGUAAUAUAAUUUCUUUGGUCGGAAGGUGCUGAAAUUCAUCGGAGGCUUUUAACACAAUACGCCGGUUUGCCAGUAUCAACUCUUGAGCUUGCUGAACCUUUUCGUCGGUUGUGGAAUUUGACGAACGUUCUGCUCCCUCUUUGUGUGUUACACUUGUGCGUCAACUUUUAAACUUUUUGAUUCAUUUAUAUACACUUCUGCGUGGUAAAGGAUUGUUCCCGCAUUGUGCUGAAAGCCUCCGAUGAAUUUCAGCACUUUUUACUCCUUUCGAUCAAAGAAAUCGUAUCAUAGCACUCUGUUCUUUCUUAGUGCAAAUUUCUAGUGGAGCGGCCAUAUUUAUACGCUCGUUGCGAUAAACAAACUGACGCGAUCAAGGUCCAACUUUGAUUACGGGACCUCAUUAGUGCCAACUUAAAGCUUGCCUGCCUGCUCGGAACGCAGUGUGACAAACUUAAAGACAUGUUCUAGCGAAAGUGCGGAUAAUUUUUGACUUACCCUAGUAAUAAAACGCAAUUUAAUAUUAAAAUUACAGAAAAAUUUAUAUAAUGUUUGUUAUAUUGUAUAAUUUUUUUUUAAAUUUUUGUAUAAUCUUUACUGUUUAACGUCUUUUGCAUCAAUGAUAUUAAACAGACGAUUGACAUUGCUUUUGACAUUAUUUACAUGUUUUGAUUCUACAGUACAACAGCAAAAUCAAAAUAAUGUCAAUUUGAAGUCCAAAUGAUUAAAUUUGUCAUUUUUUGGUCAAAUCAUGAAAAAAGUUACGUAAAUUUGAUCAAUUUCAUAAUAUUGGGAGUACAAAUUAGUUUGGUCCGUUUUUUAUUUUCAUGGAUUUCAAUCUUACGGAAAUUGCUUGUUGCGUAACUCCCAAUGAUUCUGCAAGCUCCUCUUGCGUUUGACACGGAUCUUCAUUGAGUAAUGCCUCCAAUUCUUUGUCUUCGAAUUUUUUUGGUUGUCCAGAGCGAGGUUUGUCUUUAACACUGAAAUCACAAUUCUUGAAACGUCAAAGCCAUUUCCUAUAUGAUUUAUCAGUUGGAUUAUUGUCACCAUAGACUUCUACCAGCAUUCGAUGCGCUUCAGCUGCACUUUUCUUCCAAUUAAAGCAGGAAACUAAAAUUUCCUGCAAAUAUUGCUUAGUUAACACAAAAGUUGACAUAUUCAACACAGUAAAAAACAGGGGUUUUGAAAAUCAAAGCGAUAUAUACUGAAUAUUAUUGACAGAUGUCUAACCUCUCUGAAACCACCGGAAUCAGCUGUCACUAUGACAUAUUCAUAGCAGUCAGAGCCAUCUUUUGGAAACGGACCAAACUAAUCUGUACUCCCAAUAAAUUGACAUUAUUUUGCCUUUUCUAUUUUUCUUGGAUUCCUAAUAUGUUAAUGUAAAUCAAUGUCAUCUUAUCAUUUGUUACAUUUACUCCACCUUUGCGCUUUACGUUCCGCUGCAGUAGGUCCGGUUGGAAGGCUGUGCUAUAGGAUUUUUGCGUGCGACAUUUUUCGAGAAAAAGAGCUUACAUCCUUAUCACUCGAAAUCCUAGUUCAAAUGACGUGCGUACCCAUAGACUUAUAUUUUAACGUGUAUUCUUAGUAUACUCUUCCUUUCCACAUUCUUAUAUGCUGUUGCGUCAUACAAAAAUUAAGUCACAAGUGUAUGCCUUCAUAUAUGUAUACAUUUGUACGUAUGUACACAUACAGGACGUUUUCUUUUAACUUUCAUAUUAAAUUAUUUCCAAAAAUGGAAGAUACGGAAAAA